Messenger RNA from Suillus discolor, 1449 nucleotides. RefSeq lists its product as uncharacterized. Bases 1 to 1449 code for a protein of 482 amino acids. Lineage: Eukaryota; Fungi; Basidiomycota; Agaricomycetes; Boletales; Suillaceae. The transcript has 4 exons. The record is from RefSeq and is a predicted model, not a curated record.
AUGUACAAGACUUGGUUGUUCAACAACAAGAAAAAGAAGGAAAGGAAGGACAUGAUCAAGUAUGGGAGGAAAUGGACGCCCAGGAUGGUGGUCUACCAGCAGAAACGCGAAGAGGUGCUGAAGAGGAUUGAGGAUGAGUCCGGGGCGAAGCCAGGAGAUCCUGGUAUGUUCAAGCAUUAUCAGGCGACCGUGAAGAGAGUCAUGGCUGAAUUGGACGACGACGAGUUGGAGAAGGCGAAGGAAACCGCGAAAGAGUGGUCCAACAACUGUCCGCCUCCGGAGAUACAAGCACAAGUUGCUCGCAAGAAGGGACCGGCGUAUAUGGAGCACUUUUCAAGCGAGAUGUGGAGGCAAUGCGGGAUGAGAGUGUUUGUGAUGUCAGCUUGGAAGAAUGACAAGGGAGAGGUGCUGUUCGGGAUGCAAGUGAAUUUUACCCAUCUUCCCGGAUCUUUGAUCUCAACGCAAUCAUGCAGGCACGAUGAUAACGAGGCAUUAGGAGACGGGGACAGCUUCAUGAAGACGAAGGACUGGGAGAACAUCGAGCCAGUUUGGCAGGAGUAUGCGCAGGAACAGUUCGGUGCCGGGGCACGGGAUGUAGGAAGACAAGUCAAGGGAGGUCACAAAAGAAUCCGAAAGCCAGCUUUCGAACUCGACACGGACGAUGAUGGGAAGCCAUUGCUUCUGGACAUCACGGACACGAAGCUGGAGGAGAAGAAAGCCAUUGUGAGGGCAUUUCUCACAUCUCACUAUCGGAUAUGUUCGGGGAAGGACAAGGCUGUUGUGCCAUGGACGGAUGUUGACUUGAAGGAGCCUUCGAAGCUGCAAAAUUGGGACACCACAGCCUUGCUCAAUUUCUGGCACGCCCGGCAGGAAAACGACGAAGGUCCCGCAUUUCUAUUCAAAGCAUGGAAGAACAAAGAUGGGGACAUGGUACCAUCUGUCUUAUCCAGCAAGUCGCCCUCUCCUCAGACCCGUGUAGUGAGAAAGCAGCAUCGGGUCACAAUCCGAAGGCCUCGUGAUUCGUCAACUGAACUGUUGAGUGAUGGCGAGAGAAUAGCUCAUCCUACGGAGGAUGAUGUGGAUGAUGACUCGGCUGAUGGGAGAUCCCCGCAAAAGAAACCCAGAUAUUCCUGGGGUCCAGCCACCAAAGGGACGGAGGUCCAAACGUCAAUUCCAAAGCCUCGCAAGGCCAAGCCAGCCACAUCAGGUGCACUCCUGACAUCUCAAAUGGGCGAUCUCCUGGCCGGGUUAACUGCUGAAACCACAGGAGAUGGUACGGAGGAGGUGGAGAUGGAGAUGGAGAUGGACAGGGGGAAGACAUCGCCUGCACCAAAGAGGAAGCGGGGCAAGAAAGCCGUGGUGGAACCAUCAGCGAGGACCACGCGGAGUAAGUCGCAAAUGCCAGUCGACAGUACACCUAGAGUGACCAGAGCACGGAGACGUAGGUAA